GCGCUUCCACUGUCUCAGUUAAGCACCGGUCGCCAGCCGAAACGGAUGAAAUCUAGCAGUCAAGCAUUUACAUAAAUAAAUUCGACCAAAAUGGGCAAGCUAGUGUUGUAUGGCGUGGAGCCAAGCCCACCGGUGCGCGCUUGUAAAAUGACCCUGGCAGCGUUGGGUCUACAAUACGAAUACAAAUUAGUCAAACUGCUUGAGGGCGAGCACAAAACGGCCGAGUAUUUACGAAAGAACCCGCAGCAUACGGUGCCACUGCUGGAGGACGAUGGCCAGUACAUCUGGGAUUCGCAUGCGAUAAUGGCAUAUCUGGUACGUCGCUAUGGUAAGGACGAUUCGCUUUAUCCCAAGGACUUCAUCAAACGUGCGCUGGUCGAUCAGCGGCUUCACUUCGAAACGGGUGUACUGUUUCAAGGCUGUUUACGUAACAUAGCUUUGCCGCUGUUCUAUGGCAAAGAGAUCGAAGUAGCACGUGCUAAAAUCGAUGCUAUUUAUGAAGCUUACGACUUUCUCGAGACCUUUCUGGGCGAACAACCCUACCUAUGUGGUCCAAGCAUAACGCUGGCCGACUUCAGUAACAUCUCAACCGUAACCAGUCUGCUUGACUUGGCGCCCAUCGAUGCGGCUAAGUAUCCGAAACUGAAAGCUUGGAUCGCUCGCAUGAGCCAGAUCCCCAACUAUAAUAAAUUAAACGGUUAUGGCGCUCAAAUGCUUGUCGAUAUGUUUAAGGAGAAAAUCCAAAGGAUUGUAUAAACGAAAUGUGUGGACUUACAUGAAAUUGUUGUGAUUUGAAGUGGAAUAAAUAAAUGAAUGUUAAGCGUGUAAA
Molecule: messenger RNA, 829 nt
Organism: Zeugodacus cucurbitae (melon fly)
Lineage: Eukaryota; Metazoa; Arthropoda; Insecta; Diptera; Tephritidae
Product: glutathione S-transferase 1-like
Exons: 1
Coding region: 91-756 (221 amino acids)
Biological process (GO): glutathione metabolic process
Molecular function (GO): glutathione transferase activity
Source: RefSeq, a predicted model, not a curated record